CUUUAAAAAAAAAAAAAGAAAAAGAAAAAAAAAAUUCCCAGAUUCUGUCCGGUCAUUCAUCAGCUUUCGAAAACGAACGACUCCGACUAAACGACCGUUAAUCUCACUGCUUGGGGGGCGUUUGAGGCUCAUCCGGACACUACAACGACUCCCAUGGAAAGAUGACCGAUGGUCAGACCGAAGCUUCCCGCGACAUGUCCCGUUACGAUACGCGUGGUCAGCGAGUUUGUGCGGUUUCAUAUGUGAUGUAGGCUGGGUAACUUUUUUUUAUUUUUUGUUUUUUUGCGCUCUGAGUGUAGUUUGCUUGUUGUUGUCCCGGACAGUUGGCCGGCGGUCCCAUGCUCGAACGCCCCGCGCCUCGCUGCACUCCUAACCCCCGCGGACGGUGCCCUGGGCUCGGGGGUUAGAUGGUGCUUAUCACGGACGACAGAGACGGAGGAGGCGCCUCGUCGGUCCGCGUCAAGCAGCUCCAACAGCAGAGCAAACUCGGGGCGGUCGUCGGCCACGUUCACCCCACGAUAACCGAGGAGCCCCCGUCCAACUCCGAGGAGGACUACCUGGGCUCGUGCGAGGAGGAGGAGGAGGAUGAGGAGGACGAAGCGAGCGAGGAAGACUGCGACGACUUCGAAGAAGUUGACUUCGAGGACUUGGACGACUGUCGGAGCAUCGCCUCGGACGACUCCUUCUACCCGCCGGAUGAUGCGUUCGCGGACUCGGAGCGCACCCCGUCUCCGGAGAGCCCGCAGCCGCUGUCGUUUUUCCGGGCGUGCUGCACCAACAACGCGGCUAUCGUCCGGAUAAUGAUACGGCACGGCGUGAGAGAGGAGGAGGUCAAAGAAGCUGACAGGAACAACAGGACAGGGCUGCUGGUUGCGUGCUACCAAGGUUUUGUGGAUGUCAUCAUCGCGCUGUCUCAGUGCCCACACCUGGACGUCAACUGGCAGGACAGCGAGGGAAACACCGCUCUGAUCACAGCUGCACAAGCAGGCCACAUAACGAUCACCAACUAUCUGCUGAACUACUUCUCUGGCCUGGACAUUGAGAGAAGGAACUGUCACGGCUUCACCGCCCUGAUGAAAGCGGCCAUGCAGGGCAGGGUGGAAUGCGUGCGCUCUCUCAUGAUGGCAGGAGCCUCCCUUGAUGCAAGGGACUGUGGUCGCAACUUCACAGCCAGGGAGUGGGCUUCAUUUACCGGUCGCUAUGAAACGGCCUGGGUGAUGGCGCGCCUGAUGGAGCGGCCCUGCCCAUUCCAGUACAAUGAUGCAUACAGUCUCGAGUGGCCUCCGCUGGCCUCCCUGGUGGCCAGAGCCCAAGAGCCCCGUGGGUGUCUGCAGCGCCUGUCGGACACUGUCCGAAAUGUCUUCAACAUCGCUAACGUCACCAAUCCAGAGGACCAGGGGGUUAUUGACCACAUGGUGGCAGUUACGACUGCCAUGAGGAGCCCCGCCAUCGCUAUAGCGUGCCACUCUGUGUGUCCCGACAGUCCCCCAAGCGUUGGCAAACGGCGCUAUGCAGUACCAGAGAUCAUUCGCCAGCAUCGCGCCAAGGAGCUCCGCUCAACCAACCCCGAGAGGAUGGACAGCCACCUCAAACUCUUCCAGAACUCCAGGAUCACUCUGGUGGCCAAGAAUUCCGAGGACCGGCGAGCCAGCCUUCAGGUGCAGCGAACGUUGCCUCGGAACAGGAGCUCCAGUCUGGGCAUGGUGGCUUACAACCAAGUCAUGGACCUGCGGAGAACCAGCCUGCUGCCCGUGCACAUGGUGCUGAGGAGGAGCAGCGUCAGGCCGGGCUUCAGCAUCCCCAAAGUCAGGGUGUCCAAAGCCCCCCCGUCCACUUACGAACCCGAAAAGAUCCGAAGGAAGAGCAGCAACAAAGACGGAGGGGGCAACCUGCUGCAGAUCCCCAAGUGGAGGUACAAGGAACUCAAAGAAGAGCGAAGGAAAGCAGAGGAGGCUGAGAGGAAGAGGCUGGAGGCAGUAACUAAGAGACACAUCGCAACUGGGAAAAGGAAAUGAUAUAAUUACCUCAGGGAAUUUAUUGUUCGUCAUAAACAACUAAAACCCAACAAGCCAUGGGGACAAAGAGAUCUGGCUGUUAUGUCUGUGCUCAGGGGGCACUGCGAAUUACCAUCAUAGUUCCUAACAUGAGCAGAAGGUUGAAAUUUAGUGAGAUCGGGGUGCUGGCUGGCCCCUAAAAACGGCCGCCACGUCUGUGACAGCUCCACCACAAAAUGAUUUGUGUCUUUUCUGAAGUCCAACAGCUAAUACUUUAAUACUUGAAAUGUUUCUAGAUUAUUUAUUUCUGAUAUUUAUUGCUUUUUAAGAUGUAGCAGGGACCACGGUUUAAGCUCUAGAUUUUCUAAAUGGGACAGAAUUCAAAUAACAAACACUCUCUCUGUUGCCACAGCCAAUAGAUAUGUCACUCUCUACCCAUAAGAAAGUGGAAGCCAUUCAUAGAGAACAUUGUGGAAAAUAUUUUUUAUAGUACGUUUUGGCUGAAAAAGCUAAAUACAAAGAUGAAUGGCAAUUGCCAGGUUUAUUUUUUAUAGAAAGCUUCUUUUGCUAUAAACUAAAAAAAAAGCCUGAAUGUAUUUUGCAUAAAUUCAGAAAUAUUUUAUAGUAGAGAUGUAAAUGCUUAUUAAUGAUAUUUUUGUAAUUCGACAUGGGUUUCCUUUUUUUUCUUCUCCACAUUCUGACAUGUAAACUGUUGUUUUUUAGUUUUUCUGUUCGAGUCAAAAAAGAAAAGAUAAUAUUACCCCACUGGGCAAAAUUUCUCUAAUUAAAUGUUUACAUUAAAACAAAGAAAUUAAUA
Molecule: messenger RNA, 2811 nt
Organism: Menidia menidia (Atlantic silverside)
Lineage: Eukaryota; Metazoa; Chordata; Actinopteri; Atheriniformes; Atherinopsidae
Source: the annotation of a GenBank genome assembly